Bacillus rossius redtenbacheri is the source of this 556-nucleotide messenger RNA. RefSeq names its product endocuticle structural glycoprotein SgAbd-4-like. Gene Ontology annotation, cellular component: chitin-based extracellular matrix. The transcript is spliced from 3 exons. The record is from RefSeq and is a predicted model, not a curated record. Gene Ontology annotation, molecular function: structural constituent of chitin-based larval cuticle. The coding region runs from base 68 to 415 and encodes 115 amino acids. NCBI's taxonomy places the organism in Eukaryota, Metazoa, Arthropoda, Insecta, Phasmatodea, Bacillidae.
AAGACUACCAGUUGCCUCCUCGGCUUUGUACCCGGACAACCCCUACUUUCUCCCCGAGCAAGACGACAUGAAGCUGGUGGUGGUCUGCCUGUUGUCCGUGGCCGCGGUGGUCCUCGCCAGGCCUCAGCAGCCUCAGCAGCCUCAGCAGCCUCAGCAGGAGCCUGUGCCCAUCCUGAAGCAGGCCUCGGACAUCUCCCCCGAGGGCGCCUACCAGUUCUCGUACGAGACCGGGAACGGCAUCAAGGCCGAGGAGGUGGGGUCGCUGGCCCCCGCCGACAACCCGGAGGACGGCAACGUGGUGUUCGCCGAGGGCAGCUACAGCUACACGGGCGACGACGGGGUGGUCUACACCGUCACCUACAAGGCGGACAAGAACGGCUACCAGGCGAGCGGCGACCACCUGCCCAAGAAGUGAGCGCACCUCCUGCCGACCGCUGCCGCUGCCGCCCUGAUACCGCUCGCUGACAUCACGCGCCCGACGCUCGCUCCGGCAUUUUAUUUUUUUAUACCUUACCUACCGCAAUGUGUAAAUAAAAAAACUAUUUUUAUAACCAAA